This is a messenger RNA of Nomia melanderi (Alkali bee), 1627 nucleotides long. The record is from RefSeq and is a predicted model, not a curated record. NCBI's taxonomy places the organism in Eukaryota, Metazoa, Arthropoda, Insecta, Hymenoptera, Halictidae.
CCACCUUCAGGUUCUUUCCCGCAUAUGACUCGGAUCACGAUUUUAUUUAACCUUUUCGAUCGGAGAAAAUCUCCUUUCCGUUACGAUCGUUCAAUUUCUAUGUACACUGAAUAACCGCCGAUCCGGCUCAAAUCUCUUACCUAGAUCACUAAAGAAUUUCCAGAAACGAUCGUUAUCCCUCACGUUGACCAAUGAACAAUCAAUGCACUCUUGAUACACACGCACGGUUUCUCGCUGAAGAAUUAUCUAUAUUUUAUUAUUGUUAGUUUCUGUUAUUGAUGACGUAGAUGCUGCGUUAACGCGAGUCGACGUUUUAUUUUUAUUUUACCCUUGGACAGAUGAUUCAAAUCCUCGACGAUCGGACGAAUUUUAAACGGAUCCACAUAUUAUUUAUAGUCACGUGACUCCUGCUUCCUAGCAACUUCAAACAAUGCGUAACUGAUCAAAUAAUCUCGGAAAUAUCUCGGUUUUCAGACGUGUAAUUGCACGUUUCACAUCUGAUCCGAAACCAGAUAUGAUAUUUAGUACGAAUGUAUUAUGGAAACGUGUGUGCCUCUUUCCUUUGGAUGAACUCUUGAAUACAUGGUAUCGGGUUCCACCUGAUCCUUAAAGCAUUUACGCGGAACAAUGUGAAGGAACGUGUGACGGUAAUUUAAUAAAAUUAGAAGCACAGACACAAAAUUAAACAUGUGAUUGUCGUACACUGCCAAUGAACUCUUAAUUAUGUACAGUUUAGUCAUUUCUGAAUAAGUGGGUAAAGCUAGGUGAAGUGCAAAAUGUAGAAAACAAUUAUACAUUCAUCUCUUAUCAGUUUGAGUUAUUGUCUUAAGCUUGGGUUUAUGUUACCAAACAUUAACAUCGACUAUGAUGCAUAUGUGGUUUUGGUUUGGAGACAAUUUAGGUAGCUUUCUUCUACCAGGGUAUAAUGUUAUUACAACUCCUGGUUUUGUUUGCACCUGUGUAGGCUUAUCUGCACUUGCAAUAUUAUACGAAGGUAUGAAGAUCUUACAGAUCAAAAUGCAACAAAAUAACGUAUCCUAUAUAAGGAAACAAAAGACUAAUUCAUCGGAGAAUUCUUCGCUGUUAUCAAAAAUAUCUUCAAGACCUAUUGGAAAACAGUUCCCGUUACAAUGCAUGUGUUGGUCUAUGUGGUGCCUUCAAGUUUUUUAUUGGUCUAUACAUACAUUUCUUGGCUACAUUUUAAUGUUGGCUAUUAUGUCUUAUAACGUAUAUAUUAAUAUUGCUAUUAUAUUAGGAGGAUGUCUUGGGUAUUGGAUAUUUGGUCCUAAGCUUAUAGAACUGAAUCUAGAAAGAUUUCAAAAGAGACAAAAGUUUUUAAACUGUGAUGAAGAAUGUGCAGAUAACAUAGUAAAUCAAAGAAUAGGAUCAACAGUUUCUAUUAUCGCUGAGCAAUUAGUGACUGAAGCUACUGUUGAAGUUCAUGUACCAAGGGAAGUAUAAGCCAAAACUACAGGAUAAAAUAUUAAUGCAAUGAACAAUGGUUUUUUAUCUGUUAUUAUGUUGAAUAUUUUAUUUUAUGUAAUCAUGUUACAUAGAGAGAAAAGAUAUUAUUAUACAAAACGUUAUAAAAAUACUGAUAAUAAAGUUAUAUAAAGAUAAACCGUUA